CCUCUCACCGAUACCCCUCCCUCGCCUCUCCAUGCCUCAUAGUCUGACUCUGAUACCCCAUCCCCUCAUCAUGCACAGGCGCAUACCCCUUAUUCUCCUCGCGCCCAUCACGAUCCCGCCCGCUCAUAUCCGCGCUCCACGCGCCCUCCUCGUCGUCCUCGAGCUUCCCGUAGUUGGGCCCGCGGCGCUCGAGCCGCGGGAUAAACGUCGCGGGCUUCCCCGAGCGCCGCUUCUUGAUAAACAGCAGCACUAGGAUCACGAGGAGUACCAGGAUGCAGGCGCCUGCGAUGAAGAUUAUCACCGCGACGGUGCCGGAGGCGGAGGUGUCGUUGCGGGGGAGGAGGGGCAUUGUGGUGGCGGGCUGCGUUGGUGGCGUUCGGUGGGUGGGUGGUGUGUGGUGUGGUGUGGGCGUGUUCAGUACAAGGCGUUGUCGGUGUCGGUGUCGGUGUGGCCGCAGCAGACGCUUCGAGCGGGUCUAUUGUCUCGCGGAGAUGGCUACGAGCAGCAAAACUCUCCUCAGUCGCUCACGCUUCUCCAGGAGCAGAAUCGGCGAAGUCAGAAGCCAGAAGUCGAAAGUCGGAAGUCGGAGCUCGAAAGUCGGAUCGGAAGUCGAAAUAAAAGGUAAAAAAAGCCCAGGACCAGAGACACAGAGACAGACACAGAUAGCGAGACAGCGACGAAAAAGACACACCAAGACCCUACAAACCCCCCAGGCCCGGGCCCGCCGCGCCCUUAUAGGCACCGCAAAGGAGCGUCUUCAUCUCGUCUGGAGAAGCGCACGAGCUACCUGCUGUGCUGCCCGGUGCGUCCCCACUGUAUGUCGCGCCUGCGCCCGCGUCCAAGCUCAUCCCUUUCCUGGAAUCAUGGCCAUCGGAGGCGGUGGAUGGAGGUUCUGCAUCUCGAUGUCUUAUUGCAUGUCUCAACUAUUAAGGAGAAAGUUGUUGGGGUUCAUUCAAGUACGUCUGCUGCGGUGCGCAGGCGCGACGUUUGGCUCGAUGUUGGGCUGGAGGCGGACGUUGUGUAGCGGUCUACGAGUCGGCGCCCCCGGGCUAAGAUUAGCAUGGCGAUCGCGAAGCUGGGCUCCACUUUGGUCUCCACUGCCAGCAACCCGAUGCAGCGCAGAUGCGUGGCAAGGAGACUGUUGUUCACAAAUUCACGGUACAAACUGA
Molecule: messenger RNA, 1169 nt
Organism: Boeremia exigua
Lineage: Eukaryota; Fungi; Ascomycota; Dothideomycetes; Pleosporales; Didymellaceae
Exons: 1
Source: RefSeq, a predicted model, not a curated record